This is a messenger RNA of Ustilago hordei, 1875 nucleotides long. RefSeq lists its product as uncharacterized. Gene Ontology annotation, cellular component: NuA4 histone acetyltransferase complex; Swr1 complex. The transcript has a single exon. The coding region runs from base 1 to 1875 and encodes 624 amino acids. Lineage: Eukaryota; Fungi; Basidiomycota; Ustilaginomycetes; Ustilaginales; Ustilaginaceae. The record is from RefSeq and is a predicted model, not a curated record. Gene Ontology annotation, biological process: DNA repair; negative regulation of transcription by RNA polymerase II; chromatin remodeling. Gene Ontology annotation, molecular function: transcription corepressor activity.
AUGACGUCGAACGAUGUGCGAGACAUUUUCUCGCUUCCUGAGAGGUCCGGCUCUCGACCUUCGUCCUCAGCGCAGGCAUCCGGCUCCUCAUCCCGCAAUCGCAAGUCGUCCAGCUCUCACAACAGCAACCCUCAUCCUUCCUCAGUUGCAGCGGCGUCACGGCAAAAACCGAAGUACGAUGGCAUGACUCGUGAGCUCUUCGCCCUGCUUGGCGACAACGCGCCUACUCUCGCCAUGGCACAGGGCCUUGACGCCGAAGGAAAACACGGACUCGGCGUUGGAGGUCUCUUCAAACCCAAGUUCAAGAAGAGAAAGGAGAAGGCCAAACAAUGGAGAUGGACGCCGUUCCUCAAUUCGGCACGCGAUGACACCCAUAUCGACUAUGACACACCAGAGAUCAACACUGGUCUAGUAUUGUACCACUGGGCACCAACACAGUCUUCAGCAGAAGGCUCUACUUCAGCAAAUUCAGAUUUGGAAACAAAGUAUCAGUAUGCAGAUUUCAACACCAACUCUGGCGUCUACAGCUACUCAAAUGACGAGUACAUCCAGCAUCUGCGCGAUGACGACUGGACGAAAGAAGAAACCGACUACUUGAUGGAUCUUUGUGCCGCCUACGACCUCCGCUUUGUUGUCAUCCACGAUCGUUACGACUGGGCAUCUGCACAAUCAUCAUAUCUCGCUGGCACGACCUCAGCUGCUUCCACAACGGUCAAAGAGCGUAGCAUGGAGGAUCUUAAGGCACGCUACUAUUCCAUUUGUCGUCGACUCAUUCGCUCGCGCAUCUCGAGUGAUGAUGUCGAAACACGGCAAAUGCUGCUCAGCACCUACGCCUUCGACAAGCAGCGUGAGAUUGAACGCAAGAAGGCCGUAGUGCGCCUCUACACCCGCACACCAGAGCAAUUGGCAGAAGAAGAGGCGCUAUACGUCGAGAUUCGACGUAUCGAACAGAACGAGGCCAAAUACGCAUCAGAACGCGAAGAAUUGCUGCGGCUUCUGGGCGGAUGGGAGAGUUUACCCAGCUCAAGCCCACAUGCUGUGGCAGCAGCUGGUUCGGGUAUUGCGAGCUUGCUGGGUGCCGACGAUGACCAAACGGCCAAAGGUCGAGCUAGUAGCACCAAGAAGCGCAAGUUGCAACAGAUCGAAGAUGGCGGUACCCCCGGUGCUGAGGAUGCAGCUAGCUCGACUGGCGCUGUACCGACAAACGCACGUCCUUCGGCGAAUCUCACCUCGAAACAGCGUGCCGAGUUGCGGCAGGCGCAAUUCGACGAGAUGCAAUGCAUCACACGCUUCGCAUCCAACGUCUCUGCUGCUUCAACAGAUCCAGUCAUGGGUGCCGUCACAGGUGCUACAGCAGCGGCUGCCACAGCAACCGGCUCCACCCGUCCACCGUACGCUCACCUUGUCGGCACAGCCUCAACUUUACCGCCUGUCACCACAAACCCUUCGAACCCCUCUUCAGGACACGGCGUCUACCUUCGUUCAUCACGCAUGCUCGCACCGCGACCCAACUUGGUCCUCAAGACAACCCAGAUGCUUGCCGAGUCAGAACCACCCGUUGGACCACGUCUCAUCUUCCCCACCAGCAAGAAUGUUGAGAAGUGGGAAAACCUGAUUGGUGCCGUAACGACGAGUUUGGAGUUGAGAAAGCAAUUGGAGAGGGUCAAUGCCGAACUGAGGAUUACGAAACAGCGCAUUGCUGCGGCUAUGAAUAGUCCGAAUAAGGGCGCGGGCGAGCGUUAUGGUUCGGUCGCAGCGGUGGAAGGUGAUGCGUCGAGUACAGCGCAAAACGCUAGCGCAGCAGACUCUUCAACGAUGACGCAGGAUGCAAGCAACGGCGCAUCCACUUCGGUCAAGACAGAGGAGCGAUCAUAG